AUGUUUUCCCGUGCUACUGCUGUUUUCAAAAUGUCCCAAAGAACUCUCAUUACCCCAGUCAAGACUGCUGCUGCUCCACCACCUGCUGCUUCUUACUCACAGGCGAUCAAGGUCAAUGGCUUUAUCUAUGUUUCCGGCCAAAUUCCGUACACCCCGGAAAACAAGCCAUUAUCGGAAAACCCAACAAUUGCUGAACAAGCCGAACAAGUGAUCCAGAAUGUUUCCAACAUUUUGGAGGCUUCUAACUCCUCGUUGAACCACAUUGUCAAGGCCAACAUUUUCUUGACCGACAUGAAGAAGCAAUUUGGUGAGUUCAACGGUGUGUACGCCAAAUACUUCAACGAACACAAGCCAGCUAGAUCCUGUGUUGCAGUCAAGGAAUUGCCAUUGGGCGUGGACUUAGAGAUGGAGGUUGUUGCUGUUGAAAAAGAUUCGAACAGAUUGUGA
Molecule: messenger RNA, 447 nt
Organism: Clavispora lusitaniae ATCC 42720
Lineage: Eukaryota; Fungi; Ascomycota; Pichiomycetes; Serinales; Metschnikowiaceae
Gene: MMD1
Product: isoleucine biosynthesis protein
Cellular component (GO): cytosol; mitochondrion
Molecular function (GO): deaminase activity
Source: RefSeq, a predicted model, not a curated record